Molecule: messenger RNA, 3063 nt
Organism: Cylas formicarius (sweet potato weevil)
Lineage: Eukaryota; Metazoa; Arthropoda; Insecta; Coleoptera; Brentidae
Product: ATP-dependent translocase ABCB1-like
Exons: 18
Coding region: 25-2949 (974 amino acids)
Biological process (GO): transmembrane transport
Cellular component (GO): membrane
Molecular function (GO): ABC-type transporter activity; ATP binding; ATP hydrolysis activity
Source: RefSeq, a predicted model, not a curated record
AUUAAGUCUCCGUCCUAUAUACAAAUGCUCAAGUUCUCGACCAAAGGCGAUAGAUUUCUGAUGCUCCUGGGAACCGUAGCCGCUCUAGCUUCUGGAGCUGUUGAUCCACUCAACCGACUUUUCUUCGGAGAACUCACUCAGAACGUCAUCGAUUAUGCCCGUAACUGCUCCGUCAACGCGCAAGUGUGUUCAGACUCAACUGACGUGUUUAUGGAUGCGAUUGCUGAGUUCGCCUACAAGAACGCUAUCGUUGGAGUUGCAUCCCUCAUUCUUUUGUAUGUCGCGUCAGAAACAUUCAGCUACGCCGCUAUCCGACAGGUGUUUAAAGUACGAUCGCUGUACUUGAAAAGUCUAUUGAACAAAGACAUUUCGUGGUAUGAUGUAAACACCUCAGGGGAUUUUGCUAGCAGGAUGGGAGACGAUUUAUCGAAAUUCGAAGAUGGAAUCGGCGAAAAGAUUCCUCUCUUCCUAGCACUACAGGGGAGUUUUAUAUCGUCCUUGGUCCUCGCCAUUGUUAAAGGGUGGGAACUGGCUCUGAUUUGUGUGGUAUCGCUUCCCAUUUCCAUAACUUCCACAACAAUUAUAUCGUUUUUUAUUACGAAACUCUCCAAAAAGGAGCUGGACGCCUAUGGUGCGGCGGCUGCCGUUGCUGAAGAAGUGCUUUCCUCCAUCAGAACAGUCGUCGCAUUCGGUGGACAAAACAAAGAAAAGGAACGCUACGACAGCAAACUUAUCACUGCCAGGAAAUGCAGCGACAAGAAGACAUUUUUACAGGCCAGCUCCUACGGAAUAUAUUGGUUUUUUAUUUUGUCCAGUUACGGUCUCGCAUUUUGGUACGGCAUUAAACUGAUGCUCAACCAACAGGAUUGGAAGGAUCCCGUUUACACCCCUGGAAAUAUGGUUACCGUAUUUUUCAGCGUCAUGACUGGCAGUCAAAACUUUGCGAUUGCGGCGCCUUUCAUCGAAUUGUUCGCUGUUGCCAAAUCGGCCGGUGGAAAGAUAUUUCACAUUAUUGAGUCGAAACCAGUAGUCAAUUUAUCGAAAGGCUACGGCGAAAAGCCUGAUGGCGUUCGGGGAUACAUCAAAUUUUCAGACGUCAGUUUCAGUUAUCCUUCAAGAAAUGACGUACCAAUCUUCCAAGGAUUUAAUUUGGACAUAACGGCAGGAGAAACGGUCGCCCUCGUUGGGAGUUCUGGAUGCGGAAAAUCGACGGUAUUGCAAUUAAUUCAAAGGUUUUGCGAUCCGAAUGGGGGAAAGGUUUUUGUUGACGGAGUAGACAUCAGAGAUCUAGAUCUAUCUUGGUACAGAUCUUUCAUUGGGGUUGUAGGUCAAGAGCCGAUACUUUUCGAAACUACCAUCGAGGAGAACAUCAAGUACGGAUACCCCAAUGCGACUUUCGAAGAUGUCGUCGCGGCUGCAAAAAAAUCGAACGCUGAUAAUUUUAUCAACAUGCUUCCCAAUGCGUAUAAAACCAUCGUAGGUGAAAGAGGUGCUCAGUUAUCUGGGGGGCAAAAACAACGUAUAGCAAUCGCUAGAGCUUUGGUUAAAAACCCUUCGCUACUCUUGUUGGAUGAAGCUACGUCAGCGUUAGACACCAACAGCGAAGCGAAAGUUCAAUCUGCAUUGGAUUCGGCAAGAAAACAAUGUACAACCAUAAUAGUCGCUCACAGAUUGUCGACGAUAAAAGGUGCUAACAAAAUCGUAGUUCUAUCCAAAGGCUCUGUGGUAGAACAAGGGACACACGAAGAACUAAUGGCUCUCAAAGGGGAAUAUCAUGCUUUGGUAACCACCCAAGCCAAGUCGGAAGAAUUAUUAGAAAAAAAUUACCAGCGGGAAAGUACCGAAGUUGAAGACGAGGACAGCAACAUUAAACUUGUGAAAGAAGAGCUGACCGAUGUGGAUCAGGAUGUAGACAUUUUCGUAAAAAAAGCAUCGAUCUGGUCUAUAGUCAAAAUGAACGCUCCUGAAUGGUUUUAUCUGAUCGUGGGAAGCAUAGGUGCGGCUUUGAUGGGCUGUUCGAUGCCUAUUUUUGCAGUUAUAUUUGGUAGCAUACUGCAGGUUCUUGAAAACACGGACGCAGACUACGUGAGAUCAGAAACAAAUAAAUACUGCCUCUAUUUUGUCGGAGCCGGUGGCUUGGCAGCCAUUUCCACAUUUUUACAAGUAUACAUGUUCGGAGUGGCGGGUGAAAAGCUUACGCUAAGACUUCGAAGUCAGAUGUUCGAAGCCAUGCUGCGUCAAGAAAUGGGUUACUUUGAUCGCAAAACAAACGGAGUUGGUGCGCUCUGCGCUCAGCUUUCCGGUGAAGCAGCUCAUGUUCAAGGGGCCACUGGGGUACGGGUUUCCUCCAUCAUGAAUUCAAUGACCGGCCUUGUACUCGCCGUGGUUUUGUCUGUGUACUACCAAUGGAAAUUGGGUCUGGUAGCGCUGGGUUUUUUCCCGGUAAUGAUAGGCGGCAUAUUUCUUCAACGGCAAAUGGCAUUCGGCGAGAACGAGGAAUACCGCAUCUCUUUGCAGAAGUCGACUAAGGUUGCUGUAGAAGCGGUGGGGAACAUUCGAACUGUGGCCUCCCUUGGAUGCGAGGAGGUGUUUUAUCAGAUCUAUGUGGCGGAACUGCUUCCGCACAUCAAGAGAAGUAUCAAAGGUACGCACGGACGAGCAUUAAUUCUUGGAUUGUCCCAAGGGCUAUCUUUCUUCGCGUACGCGACUUGUAUGUACUAUGGAGGGUAUUUAAUUAAAGACAACGAAGUGGAGUAUGGCGACGUGUAUAAAGUAUGCCAGGCGUUGAUAAUGGGUACCAAUUCCAUCGCCAAUUCGUUGGCAUUUACGCCCAAUAUGGACAAGGGACUCAGAGCUUCCAAAAACAUCAUGAAUCUCCUUAACCGCGUUCCAAAAAUAAGAGACAAUCCAGAGGCCGUAGACAAAACUUUGGCUAAUGGCAAUGUCUAGUAUUCCAACGUAUCCUUCUCAUACCCGACAAGAGAAGACGCAACCAUAUUGAAUGGGUUAGACUUAAAUGUUCCCCAAGGUAAAACAGUAGCCCUGGCAGGAUCUAGCGGCUGU